This is a messenger RNA of Oryza brachyantha (malo sina), 1754 nucleotides long. RefSeq lists its product as uncharacterized. Bases 162 to 1349 code for a protein of 395 amino acids. NCBI's taxonomy places the organism in Eukaryota, Viridiplantae, Streptophyta, Magnoliopsida, Poales, Poaceae. The transcript is spliced from 15 exons. The record is from RefSeq and is a predicted model, not a curated record.
CCAACGCCGCACGCGGCCACCACCUCCGCGGAUUCGCGAGCGAGAGCGCUGAGCCGGAGCGCGACGGCCGCGCGUAGUACUAGCUUUUCUUUCAACUUGGUUCGGUUGGUUGCCGUGCCGUCCCGCGCUGCGCUGCUGGUGCGAAUCCAAGGCUGUAGGAGAUGGAGAUUGGUCGCCUCGUGCGAACGCAACCCGGGUGGGCACCAGCCGCCGCCCGAGGGAGGAGCCGACGACCGCUCGCGCUCUCGUCCAGCGGCCGCCGGGGGGCGCGGUGCCGCGCCAUGGAAUCGCCGGCGUCCGCGUCCGUCCACGCGGUCUCCAUCCCCUUCUCCGACCUCAAGGAGAAGGAUAGAGACCUGGGCGGGAAGAUCGAGGAAGGCCUCGGGCCCAGCGGGCUCGGGAUCAUCUCCAUUGCUGACGUGCCUGGUUUUCCCGUGCUGAGGAAAGCAUUGCUGCGCCUGGCACCAAAAGUUGCAAACCUUCCUGAAGAUGUGAGGAAAGGAUUUGAAGACCCAGACAGCAGGUUUAGCUUUGGGUGGAGUCAUGGGAAAGAGAAAUUAGAGUCUGGGAAACUCGACACAUUCAAAGGCUCCUUUUAUGCCAACCCAAUUUUGGAUGUUCCAACCACUGAUGAUGUACUUGUGAGAAGGUACCCGUCAUAUUGCCGACCAAAUAUAUGGCCCGCCAGUCAUCUUCCUGAGCUUGAAAUAGCAUUUAAAGCUCUUGGGAAGCUGAUGUUGGAAGUUGGUUUGAUGUUGGCUUAUCAUUGUGAUCGCUAUGUAAUGCAGCAAGGAGUGGGAACAUAUGAUGGUGAAAGCCUUGAGCAGACAAUUGCCAGCUCAAGGUGUCACAAGGGCCGACUUCUGUAUUACUACCCCCGGCAAUUUAGUAAACAGGAGGAAGGUGAUUCUGUUUCAUCGUGGUGUGGAUGGCAUACUGACCAUGGAUCUUUAACAGGACUUUCAUGUGCCUUGUUUACUAAAAAUUCAUUGGAGAUCCUCUGUCCUGAUAGUGCUGCUGGAUUGUACAUAAGGACUCGUGAUGAUAAAGUUGUUAAGGUUACAUUUGAGGAGAAUGAAUUGGCAUACCAAAUUGGAGAAACGACUGAAAUAUUAUCAAGAGGUCGCCUAUGUGCAACUCCACACUGUGUGAAGGCCCCCAGCAGCGAAAACGCAUCAAAUGUUGACCGUUCGACCUUCGCGAUGUUCAUGCAACCAGAUUGGGAUGAGAAGCUCAAGUUUCCAAGUGAAAUUCCUUAUCACCAAGAGUUGAUCCCACCGAAUGGAACUCUUACAUUCGGGGAGUAUUCAGAAAGACUGGUGAACAAGUAUUAUCAGGGAAUGACAUAACGAUGCAUUCAUCCUACUUCUAGGUGUUUUAGCUUACGCUCUGUGCAGGUAUAGCCACCGUGAAUAACAGAAUUCAUUGCAGAAACAAACUGAUAUGAAUCACAGAAUCAGAAUAAUGUCACUCUUAAUUUACUCCCGUGAUUCUGAUGUAGUUGGCAUGAGAAAGAAUGUUGAGGUUUUCAUCUAUAACUAGGGGUAACGCGGCCAUUUUAAGAUAAUUUAGAGGUCAAGUAACGAAAUGGACGUGUAGGAGUUCAAUGUAGAAACAUAUGGGCAUAAAAGUGAUUUGGUAAAACUUAUGGCAUAGAAGGGGUUGAGUGAAAAUUCAGGGAGUAUAUAAGGAAUUUUCUCAUUACGGAGACUUUGGCUCAUUUGCACAUGCCCAUGAAUGAGAAUGGUAGAAUU